GAAGGCAGAAUGAAAGCAAAUGACCCCAGCACGGAAGCCAAUGAGUAUACAUAAAGCACGGGAGGCCCUGCUAAGAAAAAGCACCAAGACAAAGGAAUAUCAGGCCUGGUCACUGCUAAUAGUCUGGAGGAACUUCUUAGAUGCCUUUUGAACAGGGUGACCCUUUCUUACUCCACACAACAUGUUUUCUCAGCUCCUGACUUCCGCUGUGGUUUGUCAGCACUCUCUUUUUAGCCUAAGAAUAGUUAGCAAACAAGGGAGGUUGUCAUUUCCUCAUCGUCAAGCUUUGUUCCUCGUGGGGGCUAGAAAUCUCUUUCCAGUUCCAGAUUGUGAAGGGUUCCUGAAUAAGCAGCUUGUCUCCAUCCCCCUCUCUAGGGGCUCUUGGAUGGACCUUGCACUCUAGAAGGGACAAUGGACUUCUGGCUUUGGCCACUUUACUUCCUGCCAGUAUCGGGGGCCCUGAGGAUCCUCCCAGAAGUAAAGGUAGAGGGGGAGCUGGGCGGAUCAGUUACCAUCAAGUGCCCACUUCCUGAAAUGCAUGUGAGGAUAUAUCUGUGCCGGGAGAUGGCUGGAUCUGGAACAUGUGGUACCGUGGUAUCCACCACCAACUUCAUCAAGGCAGAAUACAAGGGCCGAGUUACUCUGAAGCAAUACCCACACAAGAAUCUGUUCCUAGUGGAGGUAACACAGCUGACCGAAAGUGACAGCGGAGUCUAUGCCUGCGGAGCGGGCAUGAACACAGACCGGGGAAAGACCCAGAAAGUCACCCUGAAUGUCCACAGUGAAUACGAGCCAUCAUGGGAAGAGCAGCCAAUGCCUGAGACUCCAAAAUGGUUUCAUCUGCCCUAUUUGUUCCAGAUGCCUGCAUAUGCCAGUUCUUCCAAAUUUGUAACCAGAGUUACCACACCAGCUCAAAGGGGCAAGGUCCCUCCAGUUCACCACUCCUCCCCCACCACCCAAAUCACCCACCGCCCUCGAGUGUCCAGAGCAUCUUCAGUAGCAGGUGACAAGCCCCGAACCUUCCUGCCAUCCACUACAGCCUCAAAAAUCUCAGCUCUGGAGGGGCUGCUCAAGCCCCAGACGCCCAGCUACAACCACCACACCAGGCUGCACAGGCAGAGAGCACUGGACUAUGGCUCACAGUCUGGGAGGGAAGGCCAAGGAUUUCACAUCCUGAUCCCGACCAUCCUGGGCCUUUUCCUGCUGGCACUUCUGGGGCUGGUGGUGAAAAGGGCUGUUGAAAGGAGGAAAGCCCUCUCCAGGCGGGCCCGCCGACUGGCCGUGAGGAUGCGCGCCCUGGAGAGCUCCCAGAGGCCCCGCGGGUCGCCGCGACCGCGCUCCCAAAACAACAUCUACAGCGCCUGCCCGCGGCGCGCUCGUGGAGCGGACGCUGCAGGUGUCUGAAUCUCCCUGGCUCCAUGCCCCAUCUCUGAAGACCAGCUGUGAAUACGUGAGCCUCUACCACCAGCCUGCCGCCAUGAUGGAGGACAGUGAUUCAGAUGACUACAUCAAUGUUCCUGCCUGACAACUCCCCAGCUAUCCCCCAACCCCAGGCUCGGACUGUGGUGCCAAGGAGUCUCAUCUAUCUGCUGAUGUCCAAUACCUGCUUCAUGUGUUCUCAGAGCCCUCAUCACUUCCCAUGCCCCAUCUCGACUCCCAUCCCCAUCUAUCUGUGCCCUGAGCAUGGCUCUGCGCCCAGGUCCUCUUGCACACCUUGGCAGCCCCCUGUAGUUGACAGGUAAGCUGUAGGCAUGUACAGCAAUUGUCCCAAUGCCACUUGCUUCCUUUCCAAGCCGUCGAACAGACUGUGGGAUUUGCAGAGUGUUUCUUCCAUAUCUUUGACCACAGGGUUGUUGCUGCCCAGGCUCUAGAUCACAUGGCAUCAGGCUGGGGCAGAGGCAUAGCUGUUGUCUCGGGCAUCCUUCCCAGGGUUGGGUCUUACACAAAUAGAAGGCUCUUGCUCUGAGUUAUGUGACAUGCCUCAGCCCCAUGGACUAAGCAGGGGUCUGGUAUAAAAACACUCCUGGAAACGCCUUUGCCCUGAUCCAAAUGUUAGCACUUGCUAGUGAACGUCUACUUAUCUCAAGUUCUAUGCUAAAGGCAAUUUAUCUUGAUGUGAUGAUAAACCAAACUUAUUAGCAAGAUAUGCAUAUAUAUCCAUAAAUUCUCUUUACUCUGUCUCCAUCACUUGAUGCACAUAAGUGCCCUGACCUCAGCAUCUCCCCUCUAAAAAAAAAAAAAAAAAAGUAUCUCUUUAUCUUUCUUCCAUAGCCUGACACUGAUAUUUGUGCACUUACCUUAACUUUGGUCUAUUUUAUUCAUCCAAAACCAUUGCAUUUCUUGGUUUUCACAAAUGUUCCCCAUUUCUUAGCCAGUUCCAGACAAUGUAUAGCAAGCAGGGGAAGGACAGCAGUCAGGAGUUCCUGGGUGGCCACGGCUCUGCAAUAGCACUUAUGUCAUGGAAGUGAUAUCCCACCUCCUACAUAUACUCUUUGCCUAGGUUUUUGGAACAAGGUUAUAGUCAGACACUGUAUCUUUAGAUUGAUGUCGACCACAAAGUUCAGCCAGAGCUUGAGGCUAGAUGCACAGCCUUGCUAUUGGGAAGAAGGCCUUUUCUAGCUGUACAACACAGUCUCACUGGGCAUUCAUCCAGAAAUAGAGAAGAAAGUCUGCCA
Messenger RNA from Pan troglodytes (chimpanzee), 2675 nucleotides. RefSeq names its product Fc mu receptor (gene FCMR). The record is from RefSeq and is a predicted model, not a curated record. Gene Ontology annotation, cellular component: plasma membrane. The coding region runs from base 412 to 1404 and encodes 330 amino acids. The transcript is spliced from 7 exons. Gene Ontology annotation, molecular function: transmembrane signaling receptor activity. Lineage: Eukaryota; Metazoa; Chordata; Mammalia; Primates; Hominidae.